This is a messenger RNA of Anopheles funestus (African malaria mosquito), 2523 nucleotides long. It is a transcript of the gene Cpr92F, whose product is annotated as cuticle protein. Gene Ontology annotation, cellular component: chitin-based extracellular matrix. Gene Ontology annotation, molecular function: structural constituent of chitin-based larval cuticle. Lineage: Eukaryota; Metazoa; Arthropoda; Insecta; Diptera; Culicidae. The coding region runs from base 287 to 1333 and encodes 348 amino acids. The transcript has 2 exons. The record is from RefSeq and is a predicted model, not a curated record.
CUGUCCCGACGCAUUGUUGAGGCACAGUCCGCAAACAGUCCUAGAGUCCUACACUCCUAGGAGGUUUCAGCACUCAAAAAUACUAGCUAAAGCGACGAGUUGCAGUUUUGCACAAAACUAACCCCAAAUACAAAGCUACCCUUACCAAGUGAACACCCAGCCGGAAGUGAAGAAACAGUGUGUGCGAGUGUGUGUGUGUGCAAGGACGAGAAUUUAUCUGUGUACACGUGUGUGUGGAAAGUGUUUUUUGUUCUUUCUUUUGUGAGCAUAAUAAAAGCACAUCAUAAUGAAGGCAUUCGUGCUGGGAUCUGCCGUACUGCUGUUGGCUUCGGCCACGGCUUCCGCCAUCUACCCCGGUGUGGCGCUGUCGUCGCAGUACCAAGCGCAUGACGGUAUCGGAGGCUACUCGUAUGGUUACGCCGAACCGAACUCGCAGAAGCACGAAACGAAGGAUGCGCACGGUAUUACGCACGGUGGCUACUCGUACGUCGAUGCGAACGGACAUGUCCAGAGCGUGAAGUACACUGCUGAUCCGAUCCACGGCUUCCAGGUAUCUGGUACAAACCUGCCGAAGGGUCCGGCACCGCAUGCCGUCGCGGUACCAGCCUGGAACGCGUACGCUUACGCUCCGGUCGUGCUCGGCCACAACGGUGCACCGAUCGAGACGCCGGAAGUGCAGGCCGCCAAGGCAGCACACUUUGCCGCACAUGCCGCCGCUAAGGCACGUCUGCACAAGCGCUCCCUGUGGUCGUAUGCUCCUGCCGCACCGGUCGUGCUCGGACACAACGGUGUUCCGCUCGAUACGCCCGAAGUAGCCCACGCCAAGGCGGAACAUGCUGCCGCACAUGCGAAGGCACUCGGCUAUGGUCACGCGCACGCUGGCCCGAUCCCUGACACGCCGGAAGUCGCACACGCUAAGGCUGCCCAUGCUGCCGCCCAUGUUGCGGCCCGCGCCAACCAUCAUGCUGUUGCUCCGGUAACCGUUGCCCACACGCACGCCGUCCACGCCGCACACUACCCGCAGCACAUCCCGAUCAUCAAGAACGGUGUGCCGGUGGAAACGCCGGAAGUGCAGCACGCCAAGGCCGCACACUUUGCCGCCGUCGCCAAGGCCCAGGGUUAUGCCCCGGCCCAUGCACACUCGUACUACCCGCAGCACAUCCCGGUCAUCCACAAUGGUGUGCCGGUAGAGACGCCAGAGGUGCAGCACGCUAAGGCCGCACACUAUGCCGCUGUGGCGGAGGCAAGCGCACGCGCCGGUUCCGGUGCCUGGGCUCCGGCUGGACAUGAGGAUGACGGUAGCUACGAUGGACGAUGGGACAACCACUACUAAGCGUGUUUAAUCGCUUUGCGGUCGCAAACAACAAAAAACCAUACUGUAUAUGCUAACCUAAAAAUACUCGAACCAAAUACUCGAACCCUGCCAAACUCCCGCUCUCUAUUUCCAACAACCUGUGGCGCACUCCUGUGAGGAAUGCUCGCAGUUCUUCCAGUAUUACUCAAACAGCCGUCCCCGUCCCAUCCUUCAAUCGUUCCCUGGCUAGGCGUAGCUUUCUGCGAAUAUCCCGAAAGUCUUCCUCCCAUUUUGUUGGGACUACUGUUGUUGGGACUAACGCCAUCUCAUCCACCCAGCAAAGGCACAACGAUGCAUACCCGUUGAAAGGAAAAACAGAAACGAACGAAAAGAGCUAGUAAAUUUUGAGUGCAACACGUAUAACGACACUAUCCGCCAACAUCUUACAAGGAUUGUCUCACCUUCGAACGCUGCUGCGUACCGGACGAAGGAUGGAGUUUUCCGCGUAUGUACGGAAUAGCCAUACUCCUGCAAAGAAGGUAAAAAACAAAACACGGGAAGCUACUAUCAACCCCGAAAGGGUUGGGCGUUGGAACAUCGAUCAAUUCGGGGACGACGGAACGACCUGCACCAACAGCUGCCAGAUAUCAUUCAGCGAGCCCGUUCCGGCUCCUUUCAGAACAACCAAGCAAAACCCAAGUAAAGGAAACACCGUACACCGUCCAAGCCCGGAACGUCGUGCGAAGCUGCAGUGUCGUCACCGUGGUGGCGCUCAACAAACCAUCUUGUGCAACAGCGCGUCCCAACCUUACACUAACAUAAGCGAUGUGCCAGCAGGUGGAUGUUAUUUCCAAAUCUGCAAACAGGAGGAACAGCAGUCAGCUAAAUCAAGCGACCACCUGCCAACCACGACCAUCAACAAGGUGACCAAGACCAUCGGGAUAGCGUAACGUAUCAACUGCAACAUACAUGGAAAAUGUAUAAAAAAAAUGUAACAAAAAAAGCCAACAAGAUGUUCAAGCGUGAACAUGGCGUGAGCCGGGUGCAUGUAUAAUAAUGUCUUCACCAGCACUCGGCUCCCGUGCCCCCUAUUACCCCUUCUUUAUUAUCAAUCUUUCUUUACUACCUAUGUUUUCUUUUUAUUUGCUCGAACUUCCUUUGCGUUACGAACUUGAUCAAUAAAGAAAUAAAAAAAAACAUUACCGAUUUGCUAUAUUAAAUGAAUCAAA